Molecule: messenger RNA, 459 nt
Organism: Rhagoletis zephyria (snowberry fruit fly)
Lineage: Eukaryota; Metazoa; Arthropoda; Insecta; Diptera; Tephritidae
Source: RefSeq, a predicted model, not a curated record
AUGGCUUUUGCUCUUUCAGUUGCACACAUGAAAGCGUUUCGAGCCUAUGUAAGCGCCGCCAAAUCAUUUGCUUCAGUUCAGUUGAGAUCGCUGUACACGACGUCCAGGAUGGCUGCAGAACAGAAUAAAGGUCGGCCGAGUAUUCACUCGUCGCACAUUGCUGAAAUUUACGAAGUGCCCAUUGGUUUCAUCAAACGACCCAUUCCGCCUCUGCUGGACGAGGCAAAAGUGGAAAGCCUAAUGCAAACCUACAAGGAGCAUCCCGAGAACAUUCCGCCCAUCGACGUAAUGUGGAUAACCGGCUCUGAGGGCGGCAACUACUACUUCAGCUUCGGUGGAUGUCAUCGUUUUGAGGCUUGCAAACGCCUUGGCAUGGAGACGGUAAAGUGCAAGCUCUUCAAGUCAAACGUCGCGGACCUUAGGACCUACAUGGGCUCAUCGACGCCGGAGCUGAAGUAG